Messenger RNA from Xenopus laevis (African clawed frog), 1904 nucleotides. It is a transcript of the gene sgtb.S, whose product is annotated as small glutamine rich tetratricopeptide repeat co-chaperone beta S homeolog. The record is from RefSeq and is a predicted model, not a curated record. Gene Ontology annotation, molecular function: molecular adaptor activity; identical protein binding. The transcript is spliced from 12 exons. Gene Ontology annotation, biological process: post-translational protein targeting to endoplasmic reticulum membrane. Gene Ontology annotation, cellular component: membrane; TRC complex. The coding region runs from base 122 to 1039 and encodes 305 amino acids. Lineage: Eukaryota; Metazoa; Chordata; Amphibia; Anura; Pipidae.
UUGUGACAGAGGGAGGUUCAUUGUCAGCUUAGCACAUCUCUCUGACACAGGCUGCUCCUGCCUCGCAGUCCACAUUCACGUCUGCUGCCGGUGUGUAUGGUGUGGUGUCCCGGCUGGAAAGAUGUCGUCCAUCAAGCAGCGUCUGGUAUACGCAGUGGUCCAGUUCCUGAGAGAGCAGAGUCAGCAGGAAGAGUGCACACCAGAUGAGCAAGAAAGCCUGGAAGUUGCAGUGCAAUGCCUGGAGACUGUUUUUAAGCUCUGCCCAGGGGAUCAACAUCUUGCAGUGCCGCAAACAUUGGAAGAUAUUUUCUCACAAGCAGUUAAGGAAAUAACAUCUAACAAGAUCUCUCCAUCAUCACCAUCAGCUGCAGAAAAGGCUGAACAACUAAAGGAUGAAGGUAAUGCUUUCAUGAAGGAGCAGAACUAUGACGCGGCUGUAGAUUGCUACUCACAGGCUAUAGAACUGGAUCCCAGCAAUGCAGUGUAUUACUGUAACAGAGCAGCAGCCCAGAGCCAGAGAGGAAAGCACAGUGAAUCAGUAAGAGACUGCGAGAAAGCCAUAUCCAUUGAUGCCAAGUACAGCAAAGCCUAUGGAAGGAUGGGGCGUGCAUUGGUGGCCAUGUCUAGGUACAAAGAAGCUAUUGAAAGCUACCAGAAAGCCCUGGAUCUAGAUCCUCAAAAUGAAUCCUAUAGAAUGAAUUUGAAACUAGCGGAACAGAAGCUGAGGCAGAUCCCAAGCCCUAUAAGCACUGAAUGGGGCUUUGAUAUGGCCAGCCUGAUGAACAACCCUGCUUUUGUAAGCAUGGCAGCCAGCUUGAUGCGGGAUCCCCAAGUGCAACAGCUGAUGUCGGGUAUGAUGUCCAAUGCAGCAGUCGGCCCAGCUGCCGGCGUCGGCGGAUUAACAGACCUCUCAAGUCUAAUCCAAGCUGGGCAGCAGUUUGCUCAGCAGAUCCAGCAGCAGAAUCCAGAUCUAAUACAGCAAUUGAGGAAUCACGUUCGAAGCAGGUCAUUUAGCGGCACAACGGAGGAGCGCUCUUGAGGCAAAGCAGGUAGUCACGUCAGCUGAAGAGAAGAGAAAGCCAGCGCUGCUCAUGUGUGAGGAGAAUGGGACUUACGGUGAGGAGGCUGCAGACUACAUUCCAUGAAUAAUGUUUCAUUGUCACACACAUUCAAUACACAGAGACUCAGGAACAUCCGUGAAUGAGGAGAACUCCUUGUGUGAAAGAAUAGAGCCAACCGGGCUUAUACCAACUAAAAAGAUCAAAUUAGCCAUUUACACUGAUGUCUGAAAGCUCCAAGUGUGGUUCCUGGAAAGGGAUGAAGUACUGGAAACUGAAACCAUCACUCCUUGUAUAUCCUGCACUUGCUCCCAAACCUCUCAAUAUACACAUUUCUACUUGUUUUGAAGACCAAAAUUGUGCAGUUUAUUCUAAUAUUAAGCUCACUGUGCCGUUUAUUUUUAUAAGAAUGUAUCAGACUAGUUGUGGCUGUUCUACAGAUUUAGGGUAAGGACACGCUGCCUAUCGACAGUAGAUGUUUCCUUGCUCAAGACUCAUGUGAUGGUUUUUACCCAAUUGCAAUUCAGUGUAAUGGGAGGCAAUUUCAGUUGCAUUGUGGAGUUUUGGCCAAGGAACAAAAAAAAAAACUCCAAAGCCGAAAAAGUGUGCAAAAGUACCAUUUAAUCAGAACGCAGAGGGAAAAUCUCAUGUUAGACACUCAUGAAUACACAGUUCCAAACGAUGGGAAGAUUUUGUAAAUAUAUUGCAAAUCAUAGGAACUUAAUAUUCAGUACUGAAAAGAGAUGGAAUGAUACAAGCUGUUAAAUCUGUAUUGCUUCAUAACUAACUAAUAAAAACAGCGCUGAACGAAUCACAGCCCUUCAGCCUUUUUUUGAAUGAACAACC